Pseudonaja textilis is the source of this 973-nucleotide messenger RNA. It is a transcript of the gene TSKU, whose product is annotated as tsukushi, small leucine rich proteoglycan. The record is from RefSeq and is a predicted model, not a curated record. NCBI's taxonomy places the organism in Eukaryota, Metazoa, Chordata, Lepidosauria, Squamata, Elapidae. Gene Ontology annotation, molecular function: protein binding.
ACCAAAGUGGACUGCAGCGGGAUUGGAUCCCACCUCGUGCCUGUUCCCAUUCCCUUGGACACCACCUACUUGGACUUAUCUUCCAACCACCUGGAAGCCGUCAACCAGUCCAUCUUAACUGGUCCUGGUUACACCACCCUUGUAGGCCUUGACUUGAGCUACAAUAAAAUCUCCAGCGUGCUCCCUGCCACCUUCUCAAAACUCAGGUAUCUGGAGUCUUUGGAUCUGAGCCAUAACUCUUUGGUGACUGUCCCCGAGGACUGUUUCUCUCAGUCCCCUCUGGGAGAAGUGGACCUCAGCAACAACCUUCUCUUGGAGGUCGCUUUGAACAUCUUUGCCUUCAAAGGUCAAGGGAAACCCAUCAACGUUGACCUUUCCAACAACUUAAUAAGCCGGGUGUUCAGAUACCCGGAUAAACCCAUUCCUAACAUUCAAAGUUUCAAUCUCUCGGGGAAUCGAUUAACCAGCAUUCCGGAUCUUCAAGGGAUCCCCCUUCGUUACUUAAACCUUGACGGAAACCCGGUAUCCACCAUUGAGAAGGAUGCUUUCCUGGGUCUGAAAGGGUUAACUCAUUUGUCCCUGAGUGGGAUUCACCAUCUCUUGGACAUUUCGCCUUUUGGCUUCAACGAUCUCUCUGCUCUCCAAGUGCUGGACUUGUCCAACAACCCCAAUAUGAAAUCCUUGAACCCCAAGGUUUUCUACAGCCUGAGUUCUCUUCAAGAGCUCAACCUGUCCGGGACGGGAGUGGCCGUGACCUUCUCCAAACCUAUGUUGAGAUACUUGCCUUCCAUCAAGAGCGUGGCCUUGGCCAAGAACAUCCGGUGUCUCAAGACCGUUCAGGAAGGACACUACCACCGAGCAGCUGGACCGAGCAAGAAAGAGGUCCUACGAUGUCACGGUGCCCAUGGAUCCAUGGCGCCAUAUGUGUUGUGACUGAGGACCGAGCCUCCGCAUGACGAGACUUAAAACAAAA